GCGUCAUUUCUUCUUGAAACUGUGUUUCUACCGUAACAUCACUGCAAGGAGCUUUACUCUACACGCGAAAGGAAGUUAAAAUGGCAGAGGGCAGUCCACGUGGUCCUAAUAUUUUGAUUACAGGCACUCCAGGGACAGGCAAGACUACCCUGGGGUCCGAGGUGUCACAGAGGGUGGGCUUCAACUACAUCAAUGUUGGCGAUGUUGCGAAGCAGCAUGACCUGUACGAUGGUUGGGAUGACAAGUAUCAGUGCCCAGUCUUGGAUGAGGACAGGGUCUGUACAAUGUUCAGCUUCAGCAUUUUUGUGAUGUUCCAACCAUUUUCAUACAUUAUUGAUGUCAUCUUAACGGGAACACUUGAUAUUGUCUUUGUACUGCGGACAAACAACAAUGAACUGUACGAAAGACUGGAAAAAAGAGGUUACAGUGGAAAGAAGUUGGAAGAAAAUAUUCAGUGUGAAAUUUUUCAAACCAUUUUGGAUGAGGCUCGUGAAGCCUACAAACCACAGAUAGUUCAUGAGCUGCCUAGCAACACUCCUGACGAAAUGGAAGAUAAUCUGGAUAAGAUACUGGCAUGGAUUGAACAGUGGACAAUUUCCCACUAGCACAUGAGGAGGCUGGCUGAGAGCUGGCCAUGAUUUGUCAAAUGUGCUGCAAAUAUCUCCACAGACUCUUCUAGUCUGUCUGAAAAGCAACAUCCUUAAUGGGACAUGUAACUCGUGUUGUUUGUCGGUCUACACUCAGGACCAGGAACAGAGUAGUGAUUGUCCAUCAUGGGCUCACAGUUUCAGCCCUCGGUUUUCACAUCUCACAAGGGCGUAUACAAAUGUGACUAUUAGGUGGACAUGUAAUUUAAAUUAAGGAAGUGAUGUGUGCUGAAUUUAUGGCAGUUGCCAUGAUGGUGUUGAAGUAAUGUUGUUUCACCUGACAGUAUAAACUCAGUGUGCAGUGUGAACUCAAUCACUGUAUGGAAGAUGUUGCUAGUUCCUCUUGCUUUCUGCCUGCGGCGAGAGGAAACUUGUGGAUAACUCUGUUUCUAAAAUGCUGCUUUGACCAGGAGAGACAAUUAAUAGGUGUUAGCAUGGUUAGUGUGGCCAAAAUGUCUGAUGUUACUUGCAGAUGCAAAAACUAGGGGUUUGUGUGGUCAAAAUGCCUUGUUUGAGUGACAGAGACAAUAGGUGAUAGGGUGGUCAAGGUGCCUUGUUUGACUGACAGAGACAAUAGGUGAUAGGGUGGUCAAGAUGCCUUGUUUGACUGACAGACAAGAGUAGGUGAUAGGGUGGUCAAGAUGCCUUGUUUGACUGACAGAGACAGUAGGUGAUAGGGUGGUCAAGAUGCCUUGUUUGACUGACAGAGACAAUAGGUGAUAGGGUGGUCAAGAUGCCUUGUUUGACUGACAGAGACAAUAGGUGAUAGGGGGUCAAUGAUCAAUAUGUUAUGUUUACUGAGCAUGGUCGUUUCUUUUCACGCCUCUGUGUCAGAGUGAAGUGUUCAAACUGCAGGUUACCCCAGGGUACAAGUAUGGAGGAGUUUGUAUUAACGGUAAUCAUUUAAAGACUGCCAGUAUAAAACUGUAAUUGUAACUAUCAUUAUAUGAACACAUGAAGGUCAGACUGGCGGAAGGUGUUGAAGCUGGUGUGACUGUUAUAACAACUAGAGAAGCAGGGGGAAUAUGAACAAAUGAUAAGAGUGUGGUGUAUAACGCCAUGAUUCUUUCCUUUAUAGAAUUCUACAUGUUCAAGUAUGAUCCUCCUGUACGUGUCCAGGCCAACGUUAGGACAGGUUUAAUGUUUGAUCAUUUAAGCAUUUGAUUCAGAACGAAAACCAGAAGUUGUGUUCUGAAGCGUGCAAGGACUUUAAAUGUCAUAUUUUAAGGUUAUUAAACUCUUUGAAAUUGUUUUGAAAAUUUUGAGACAAGUUAGAUUAUUUGACAACUAUUUUUGUUCUGUCCCUCAUUUUCAUGUCUUGGGCUUGUUGCAUUAUCACGUACCCCAGAUCACGUACACACAGACGUUUAGGUACACUGUACAUACAGGUGUCUACAUGGCCAUACAUGAUUGAUAUAACACAGACGUUUAGGUACACUGUACAUACAGGUGUCUACAUGGCCAUACAUGAUUGAUAUAACACAGACGUUAGGGUACACUGUACAUACAGGUGUCUACAUGGCCAUACAUGAUUGAUAUAACACAGACGUUUAGGUACACUGUACAUACAGGUGUCUACAUGGCCAUACAUGAUUGAUAUAACACAGACGUUAGGUACACUGUACAUACAGGUGUCUACAUGGCCAUACAUGAUUGAUAUAACACAGACGUUAGGUACACUGUACAUACAGGUGUCUACAUGGCCAUACAUGAUUGAUAUAACACAGACGUUAGGUACACUGUACAUACAGGUGUCUACAUGGCCAUACAUGAUUGAUAUAACACAGACGUUAGGUACACUGUACAUACAGGUGUCUACAUGGCCAUACAUGAUUGAUAUAACACAGACGUUUAGGUACACUGUACAUACAGGUGUCUACAUGGCCAUACAUGAUUGAUAUAACACAGACGUUAGGUACACUGUACAUACAGGUGUCUACAUGGCCAUACAUGAUUGAUAUAACACAGACGUUAGGUACACUGUACAUACAGGUGUCUACAUGGCCAUACAUGAUUGAUAUAACACAGACGUUAGGUACACUGUACAUACAGGUGUCUACAUGGCCAUACAUGAUUGAUAUAGUAGUCCUGAAAUCUCAAGAUAUCAACCCUGUGACACAUUAGCUUUUUCUGGACAUUUAUUGAAAUGAAUAUGUAAAAUAUGGUAUUAAUCUUAAGAAAUGUUACUUCCUCUCAUGAUCAUUUCAGGGUCAUUUCUGUAAUUAUCAGUCCAUAUGUUUUGUCAGUACCUUGACUUCAGUCAUAUUGGUUUUCCCCUGCUAAGAUCUUUCUGGAAGUCAAUUUUGGUUUGUUGAGGGAGUUGUUGAUUUGUGAUAAAAUGUUUAUAUUAAUGAAUAAAUAGGAUAAAAGUGUGUA
This is a messenger RNA of Haliotis rubra (blacklip abalone), 3023 nucleotides long. Its product is annotated as adenylate kinase isoenzyme 6-like. Lineage: Eukaryota; Metazoa; Mollusca; Gastropoda; Lepetellida; Haliotidae. Bases 81 to 605 code for a protein of 174 amino acids. Gene Ontology annotation, cellular component: nucleus; cytoplasm. The transcript is spliced from 5 exons. The record is from RefSeq and is a predicted model, not a curated record. Gene Ontology annotation, molecular function: AMP kinase activity; ATP hydrolysis activity; ATP binding.